Sander lucioperca (pikeperch) is the source of this 4246-nucleotide messenger RNA. It is a transcript of the gene mafaa, whose product is annotated as v-maf avian musculoaponeurotic fibrosarcoma oncogene homolog Aa. The transcript has a single exon. Gene Ontology annotation, cellular component: nucleus. Gene Ontology annotation, molecular function: DNA-binding transcription factor activity, RNA polymerase II-specific; RNA polymerase II cis-regulatory region sequence-specific DNA binding. Gene Ontology annotation, biological process: regulation of transcription by RNA polymerase II. The record is from RefSeq and is a predicted model, not a curated record. Lineage: Eukaryota; Metazoa; Chordata; Actinopteri; Perciformes; Percidae. Bases 1063 to 2013 code for a protein of 316 amino acids.
CAGCGUCUCAGUGAUACUUUCUGCCUUGCACCGUGAAGCUCUUAGAAAACAAGUUGUAAGGGGGGCCGUUAGAGAGAAAACCAACUGGAAUUUAUCACCUCUUGCAUAACAUUACACACAUCAACACGUGAGGUCAACAGCGCGCCCCGGUGAGGGGGGACAGGACAGUGGGGACCGAAGCUGUCACUAAUCCGCUGCUUGAAUACAAUAUCUGGACCGAGGUCAACAACAGGGGGACCACACUCUCCUGUCUCUCAAAGUAGGAGCACUACCUGCAACUUCUGAUUCAUAUCAGAUGCAUGUGAACUUUGAAAACUUAUGUCAUUCCAUUCAUUUAUUUUUAUUUUUUUGGAUUCCUGGGACUUUUUUUUUUCUGGCACACUUUUUACGCACGCCUGUCGCACACUGUGUGGUGUGAUCUGAUUGUGUGAGAAACUUUCAAUCCGGUGCCAUGCUGCAGUGAUUUCAGCCCCCCCCCACCUCCCUCUGCUCGGGGACUUCAUGAUCAAGUUGUAGCCUAUAAAAAGCGGGAGGGCGAAGAAGGAUGCUUGGAAAAUAUUUAUAACAACACACAGCGGAGGAGACAGAGUCUGUUCGCGUUAGUCGACCGAGCAGAAACCGAGGACAGUAAAUCACAAGGAGGCAAGUAGGGGCUGCAGAGGUGACCGAGGACAAGACAGGUUGGUGUCUCCAAAUUCACCGCGCGCUCGAGUUUCAGCCGCCCCCGGGGGCUCCUCCUGGUAUUAAAGCUGCGUGCAUUUGACCUGGGAUACGUUGUCAACAAGAGCAGCGAGCGGAGGCAAACUGGCAGUUGUACAAGUUCAUGUACAUGCAUACGUAUAUUCACGCCACUAUUUAUAGAAGUUGGGACGAGCAGCCUUAAUAAGUUUCUCCUCCCACCCGCCGGACCUGCAGCAGCUCUGUGCACGUUUCUAUAUAUACAUACACACACACACACACACACACACCGUACAGGCUGUUAUUACUCUUCGCAAUCUGUAUCCGAGAGGGCAGCCCGCCGUCGGUUUGGCUGUGAGGGCAGGAGUCGUCGCAUGGACUGACAUGGCUACCGACCUGGCCAUGAGCGCGGAGCUGCCGAACAGCCCUCUGGCAAUCGAGUACGUCAACGACUUUGACCUCAUGAAGUUCGAGGUGAAGAAGGAGCCUCCGGAGGCCGAGCGUUACUGCCACCGCCUCCCGUCGGGCUCCCUGUCCUCCACCCCGAUCAGCACCCCCUGCUCCUCCGUGCCUUCCUCGCCGAGCUUCUGCGCCCCGAGCCCGGGCGCGCAGCCCAACCAGAGCCUCACCAGCAGCGGCAUCAACAGCAGCGGCGGCAGCAACAGCAGCGGCGGCGGAGGCGGCAACAACAAUCACAGCGGCGGCGGCGGCGCGGGCAAGCCGCAGCUGGAGGACCUCUAUUGGAUCCCCAGCUACCAGCACCACAUCAACCCCGAGGCGCUCAACCUGACCCCGGAGGACGCGGUGGAGGCCCUCAUCGGGAACGCGCACCACCACCACCACCACCACCAGGCCUACGAGGGCUUCCGCGGGCAGCAGUACGCGGUCGGGGAUGACCUGUCCGUGGCCUCGGCUGCGCACCAUCACCAGGGCCACCACCACCACCAUCACCACCACGGCCACCACGCGCGCCUGGAGGACCGCUUCUCGGACGAACAGCUGGUCAGCAUGACGGUGCGGGAGCUGAACCGGCAGCUGCGGGGCUUCAGCAAGGAGGAGGUGAUCCGCCUGAAGCAGAAGCGGCGCACCCUGAAGAACCGCGGCUACGCGCAGUCCUGCCGCUUCAAACGCGUGCAGCAGAGGCACAUGCUGGAGACGGAGAAGUGCAGCCUGCAGACCCAGGUGGAGCAGCUGAAGCAGGACGUGGUGCGCCUCGCCAAGGAGAGGGAUCUUUACAAGGAGAAGUACGAGAAGCUGGCCAGCCGGACCUACUCUGUCGGUGGAGCCGCGAACACGAGAGAUCCGUCCGGGAAACAGGCCGAGUUCUUCAUGUGAGAGACUGGACGAUUUGUAGCAUAGACUCUGAAUUACACAAUCCCACCUAAACAUCCUUGUUGCAUUAAUUUAUAUAUAUUUUUUUUUUUUUUUUUUUUCUGCGUUUUUGUAUUUUGUUUACAGUUAUUCCCUUUGACAAAGACUUCAUAACACAAGCAAACAAAUACGCAUUAGAUGCGCACAAACGUAAUCCUUGUGAGCAUUGUUGAGUCUUAAAUAUGUUUUGGCUAAACUUCUGUACAACGCUCACCUGUCAGGUGGGCACAUGGGAUCACUUAGUCUGCAUAGACUUUUUCUCUGGUGCAACAGCGCCUGCAGGUCAGAAGUCUUAUUGAACCGUCUGACAUUUCAAAUGACUGUCUUAAUUCAGAUAGAGAGAUGAUUUUUGUCUUAAAAGUGGGGAAAGAAAGAUUUUUUUUUAAAGGAUCAGAUUGGACUGAAAUAGAAGCAGAAAAAGCAAUACCCCCCCCCCCUCCCCCCGCCUCUCUUUUGGCUCCAGAAAGAUCAACAAGACUGUUUGUGUGACAUUGAGGCGGGCUGUGAUGCAGAGAAGAGACCUUUCAAUAUUGCAAGUCUAUAGUUUCCCCAUCCCUAUUUGCAACCCUGCAUGCAGGACAUGUAUGGUAACUUCCAGUCAUCUCCCAGAAUCCUUCCACAUGUAUGGAAAGCAUGGCCCAUGGUUCUCUCCUCUUCCUCCGUCCUCUGCCAUCAAUAAGGCCUGGGUAUGCAAAAACUCAAGAAAAAAAAACUACAAAAUGUUUCCCCCAUUAAACCCCCGGAGAGGUGCAAGGACUGCGGACGAAAAACGAAAAACAAUCUGCUACUGCGAAACAUGGAUGCGUCUUUAACUGCUAUUUUCAAUCAAUUUUUCUAUUGUUUUAAAAAAAGAAAAGAAAAAAAAAAACAACAAAAAGAGAUUAACUGAGCCAGAUUUUAGACUGUAUUUAUUUCCACCUGUACAUAAUGUGUAGAGAAAAACAGUUUCCUUGUGUUAUUUUAACCCUUUUUUUCUCUUUUUAAAGAAAAAACUGCUUUCGUUGCUUGGAUUAUUCGAAAAUGUCUUAAUACAAAAUGUUUGUAUGUUACAGCAUGCAAAUCGUCUAUGGUAUCCUCCUCCUACUGAACAUGUGUAAUGUCAAAGGCAAGCCUAUACUGCACUAAGAAGAGAUCAAACUGGACAAACGUUGUUUUCUACUGAUAGGACCUUUGAUCUGUUACUCUCUAAAAACCUGGAUGUAAAUUUGGAUGAAGCGAAAUCUUCAUUUAUUAGAUGGACAAGGAUUGCAUUCGCUGCUAAAACUCUAUGCACCAACCUGAUGAUUAAAAAGACUUAGUUUAAUGGUUCUUCUUUUUUUUUUUUUUACUUUGGAUAUUUGUAGACGAGAAUUUUUAGGGCCUGCGGGUUUAUUCUGCAGCCCGGUGUCUUAAUAGGAUCUUGUGUCUGAUAGGAGGAUGCUUGACUGGUUUUAAAAAGAGGAGACUUUGCCUGCUGGUAGAGCUGACUGUUCGUGGAGUAACUCGAUGCAUUAUUCUAACAAGAAAUCCCUGGUUCGUGUGUGUUUCUGCUGCCUAGAUAUAUGUGCAAUAUUGUGCAGAAGUGUCCGCUGCUCAGACUACCUGUUGGAUGGCGAAAACCUGCAGGAAGAGAGAGAGAGAGAGAGAGAGCGAGAGAGAGAGAGAGAGAUAGAGAGAGAGAGAGAGAGAGAGAGAGAGAGAGAGAGAGAGAGAGAGAGAGAGAGAGAGAUAGAGAGAGAGAGGCUGGAAAGAUCCAAAUUUAGAUCCAAAUGCCACAGAAAAAAACAACCGCAAAUCAUAUUUUGUAUUGCUCUCCAAAAUGUUCCAUCUAUGAUGUGAGCCAGAAGAACAAAAACGAUCAAAAUGCAUCUUGCAACGCCAUCUGAUCUUAUCUUUUUUUUUAAUUAGGCAACGACAGUUUCCCUUCAGUAACUUUCUUUGUUUUAAUUUCUUUUAAUUUUUUUCUGGGGUUUGAUGUGACUUCAUAUUUGAGUCAUUUUUUUUUUUUUUUUACAAAAUCAAUUACAUAAUGAAUUAAUGCGAGACAUAAACAGGAGAGUAAACUUCUGCACAGUGCUGUUAAUGUAUAUCUGUACAUAUGAUUUCUAUAUUUAUUCAAUGAACGUGUCCUAACGUGUCAACAAGUGAAAAACCUACAAAGUGGAACGUUGUUGAGAAUCUUGUUUUCAUAAUGUUUAAUAAAAAGUUCUGUCCCAAA